Messenger RNA from Ilyonectria robusta, 671 nucleotides. RefSeq lists its product as uncharacterized. The record is from RefSeq and is a predicted model, not a curated record. NCBI's taxonomy places the organism in Eukaryota, Fungi, Ascomycota, Sordariomycetes, Hypocreales, Nectriaceae. The transcript has a single exon. Bases 258 to 602 code for a protein of 114 amino acids.
GAUAAAGUUAUUACCCACAGGUAGCAAAGUUAUGGCUUACACUGUAUGGCUUUGAUCCAUCUGUGAUAUUGAGUGAAGCUUAAAAUCUUUUCUUUUUGUGGUCCUGGGCGAAAAUGUUCAUCCAGCAUCUUCCACUUCUCCACCCACUUUCUUGUCCUCUCAAAAAGAUUUUAGUCGUACCAUCAUCGCAUCUUCUCGCCAUGUACGUACACAUGAGACCCUACAACUAACAACUAUUGGCUAAAAUACUGCUCAGGAUGCGCUUCUCGAUUCUCGGUAUUCUUGCCGCUGGCCCUCUCUUGGCUGUUGCUCUUGCGAAGGGCUGCGCCAUCUCCUAUCUCUGGCCUGCCGGUGCUAAAUAUGACGUAUUUUGGGACCCGAAGGCUGAAGCCAUUUGCACCGAAAUGGGAGGGACUAUAGCCAAUUCUGAGAUGGCCCUUAAGGAUCGUGGCAGCAAUAGGAACAGAUGCUCUAUCUGUCGGGGUGCGAGAAAUAUAGAUCGGACUGAUGACUUUAACUAUAUUGUCAUACGGGGAAAGCAACGACUGCAAUACUCAGUUCGAUGCGGAUGGUACGAGUGGGGGGACUGUGAUUUGUAUUAGGUAUCAAGCCGCCUGAGGGAGGAUCUGUGGUCAAACCUCUGUGCCUAUUUUCAACAGUAUAUUCAAACG